This is a messenger RNA of Mycosarcoma maydis (corn smut), 1083 nucleotides long. Its product is annotated as translation initiation factor eIF2B subunit alpha. The coding region runs from base 1 to 1083 and encodes 360 amino acids. Gene Ontology annotation, biological process: translational initiation. The record is from RefSeq and is a predicted model, not a curated record. The transcript has 2 exons. Gene Ontology annotation, molecular function: guanyl-nucleotide exchange factor activity; translation initiation factor activity. Gene Ontology annotation, cellular component: eukaryotic translation initiation factor 2B complex. NCBI's taxonomy places the organism in Eukaryota, Fungi, Basidiomycota, Ustilaginomycetes, Ustilaginales.
AUGACGCCGAGUGCAAGCGGUUCCGCUUGUGCGAGCACCAGCACGAGCACCGCGAAUACGGACGAAUUCGACAUCAUCUCAUGCUACCACUCGCUGCUGUCGUCGGACUCGGAACUUCCUUUUCCGAUCGCAGCGAUCUUUGCGCUGUCCGAACUGGUCUCCAAGUCUCGUGCAGCGACAACGUCGGAGCUAAUGGAAAAUAUUCGCUCGGCAUCGCACAGGCUAAAGGCAUCGCUCGAAAACCCGGUGCCGGCAACGGCGGGCUUGGAUCUGUUCACGCGAUUUGUUGUGACCAAGAGCUGGGAUUCGGGCGACGACUUUCAAGCACAUAAAGCAUCACUCGCGUCACUGGCGCACGAGUUCGCCGUACACACUGUACCGAGUUGUCGAGAAAAAAUCUGCGAGCUCGUGCUGCCGUUCAUCAAGGACGACAGCGUAGUUUUGACACACAGCUAUUCGCGUGUGGUCAUGCAGGUUCUCAAGUACGCAGCGUUGCAUCAGCGCAAGCGAAUCUCGGUCUACGUGACCGAAUCCCGACCUCACGCAUUGGGCCUCAAGACGUACGAGAGGUUGACUCAAGUCGGAAUCCCCUGCACCGUGAUCUUGGACUCAGCGGUAGCGUACACCAUGCCCAAAGUCGACCUUGUGCUUACAGGUGCUGAAGGCGUCGUCGAAAGCGGAGGCUUCUUGAACGCCGUUGGCACAUACGGUAUGGCCAUCAUCGCCAAGGCGAGUAACAAGCCGUUCUUCAGCUUGGCAGAGAGCUUCAAAUUCUUGAGGAUGUUCCCGUUGGAUCAGUACGAUCUGCCGGUGAAUGGCAAGAGGCAGCUGCUGGGAUUUCCGGAUCUGGACGGUGCCGAUCCAGCACAUUCUGCGCACGAGAUCAGCGACAAUGUGGACGAUACACCGAAGCUCGGCUGCAACGAAACCAGAAAACUCAUGUCGAGACAUCAAGAGCUCAUCAAUCCCGAGAUCGAUUACACCACUCCAGAUCUGGUGACCUUCUUGUUUAGCGACGUAGGCGUUCUCACUCCCAGCGGUGUUGGUGACGCCUUGCUCGCCGUAUAUGGUGGUGCUGAUUGA